This is a messenger RNA of Cladocopium goreaui, 1785 nucleotides long. The record is from the annotation of a GenBank genome assembly. NCBI's taxonomy places the organism in Eukaryota, Dinophyceae, Suessiales, Symbiodiniaceae.
AUGGCGGGUAGCUGCUAUGAUUCUGAGGAUGCACACCUUUUCCAGCCUUUGUCUCCUCCUGAGCAUGCUGCCUUUGCGCAGCCAAGCACAAAGGACUUACAGGUGGUGAGCCUUUCCUCCAUCUCCCGUGAUACGAAUCUCGAGUCGCCGCGGGCCCCACAUUCGAUUCCCAGGUCCAGGUCCAGAUCGAGGACGGUGCCGCAGUCCUCCAUGCCCAUUGCGCAGUUCUUCCUACAGAAUGCACAGGAGCUACGCCUGGAUUCGGCCAUGGCGGAACAAUGUACUGCCCGCCUGGCAGAGGAGCUGCUCUUCAGCACCGAGGACUUAUACCUCCUCUCUGAGAAGGAAAACUUCAUGCGAUUGCCUUUGCCUAUGUAUGUCCGCCGUUGGCUCGCUGACGAACGUCAAGGGCGCUUGUUCAACCCUGAAGCCGUGGUUGAGGAGGUGGAAGAGUCACAAGGAGAUGGCAGUUACGAGUCCAAUCCUGCACGACGUGGAAGGUCAUUGUCCUUCAACUCGGAUGGUGAAGCUGCACAUGUUGUGGAGGUGACCGUGCAGGUGAACAGUGUCACUGCCAUCAACAUCAAACGCAUCCUUUUCGAUGUGGACUUCACCCUCAUGUUGGACUGGCAAGAUCCUAGCGCCAUGGGUUUGUCUGUCAAGGAGAUCGAGGCAAUGACUUCUUUCAAUCCGGAAGUUGUGAUCGACAAUGCAGUGGACAAUGAUCAGCCUCUCGCUGGUGGCUGCAGUGCUCCCAGGCCCAACCGAUUGGUGGAUGGUGUGUGCCCCGAUGGUCAUCUGAAGAAGACCAACCGCUACCGACUCUCGCUGACCUGCAACGGCCUGGAUCUGCGGGCCUUUCCCUUCGAUACUCAGAUUUUGCCGAUCCGCUUAAAGGCUCGCAAAGGCACCCUGAAGUCCACAGAGAAAGAUGCCUCAGAUGUGAUCUUGGUAGGUCCAGAAGGCCUCAACGGUCAUGAUAAGAAGCAUGGCUUGAGAAGGAUGGGCCACACAGUCAAGAUGCAAGCAGAACGAUUGGCAGACUUCAAGAUCCAGUCUUUGAUGGGUCUUCGGUCAGAACUGCCAGACCGAUGGUAUGAGGUUCGCAUCAUUGUGGAGAGAUCGCCAGGACAUGCUGUCCGUAACGUGGCAGUGCCCUGCUUGGUGAUUUUGACCUUCUCCUUCACCAUCUAUGCAAUUCCCAUGUCUGAGCUGGGAUCCAGGCUGGAGAACACGGCCACCUGUUUGCUGGCGAUGAUGGCAUUUCAGGGAGUGGUGAAUGAGAUGCUGCCUCCUGUGUCAUAUGAGACUGCCUUGGGAAGGUAUGUGACUGCAGUGUACAUCAUUCUGAUGUUCCACGGUGUUGAGCACGCACUCUUCUCCACCUUGACCUCCAAGUCAGAUUCAAUUGCGCCUCGAGAUAGGCCAAUUGACAUCUUCUUUGGCACAGUGGAAUAUUGGGAUGCCAAUAGUUCCUAUAUGCACGGGGUUGAGGCAAUUUUGGUUUGUGCAGAACUGGUGCUGAUCCUGUUCAUCCAUGUUGCGUAUGUGCUCUACCUUUUCUGGCUCCGCCGGAAGGGGAAGGCAAAGCGUCUUCGGGAAGCUCAACGUGCUGGUGUCUCACUGGUGGAUGCACGCACUGGCUUCGGAACUCGCGCAACACAGACUCGCAUCCCAACUGGCACCACCUCAGCUGCGACUCGGUCCCGCUCGAUUGGCUCAGGCCAUACAACUCCCAGUGCUGGUGCCACUUUGCUUCAAUCAUCACGGCAAUCCAAGAAGUGA